Messenger RNA from Periophthalmus magnuspinnatus, 2628 nucleotides. Its product is annotated as potassium voltage-gated channel subfamily B member 2-like. Bases 1 to 2313 code for a protein of 770 amino acids. The transcript has 3 exons. Lineage: Eukaryota; Metazoa; Chordata; Actinopteri; Gobiiformes; Gobiidae. The record is from RefSeq and is a predicted model, not a curated record. Gene Ontology annotation, biological process: potassium ion transmembrane transport; protein homooligomerization. Gene Ontology annotation, cellular component: membrane; voltage-gated potassium channel complex. Gene Ontology annotation, molecular function: protein binding; delayed rectifier potassium channel activity.
AUGACAGAUCGGGCAACCAUCAGUGGCCCUAAACCUCCCUCCCGCCCCGCCAUGGCCCCUGUGCUUCCCCCGGACCCCAUCGACAUCAUCAGGACCAAAGCUAAGUCCCGUCGCGUGCAUUUGAAUGUCGGAGGUUUGACCCAUGAGGUGCUGUGGAGGACUCUGGACCGACUCCCGCGCACUCGCCUGGGACGCCUCCGGGACUGUAACAACCACGAGUCAGUACUGGAGAUCUGCGACGACUACAACCUGAUGGAGAAUGAGUAUUUCUUCGACAGACACCCCAUGGCCUUCUCCUCCAUCCUCAACUUCUACCGCACAGGCAAGCUGCACAUGAUGGAGGAGAUGUGCGCGCUCUCCUUCGGACAGGAACUGGACUAUUGGGGCAUAGAUGAGAUCUAUCUGGAGUCCUGCUGCCAGGCUCGGUACCACCAGAAGAAGGAGCAGAUGAACGAGGAGCUGCGGAGGGAGGCGGAGACGCUUCGGGAUCAGGAUGUGCAGGAGGAGGAGAAAGGCUGUUGCCCUGAGCAACGUCAAAAACUCUGGGACCUUUUGGAGAAGCCUAGCUCCUCUGUGCCCGCAAAGAUCCUGGCCAUGAUCUCCAUCCUCUUCAUCAUCAUCUCCACCAUCUCUCUAUCUCUGAACACUCUGCCGGAGCUGCAGGUGGUGGAUGAGUUUGGACAGUUUAAUGAUAACCCCAGCCUGGCCCAUGUGGAGGCCGUGUGCAUCGCCUGGUUCACCAUGGAGUACGUGCUUCGCCUCAUCUCUGCUCCAAACAAGUGGGACUUCAUCAAAGCUCCUCUGAACAUCAUCGACCUGCUGGCCAUCCUUCCCUACUUCGUUACCCUGUGUCUCACCGAAUCAAACAAGAGCGUCCUACAGUUCCAAAAUGUCCGCCGUGUGGUUCAAAUUUUCCGAAUCAUGAGAAUACUGAGGAUUCUGAAGUUAGCCAGACACUCCACUGGGCUUCAGUCGCUCGGUUUUACUUUGAGAAGAAGCUACAAUGAACUGGGGCUUCUCAUUCUCUUUUUGGCAAUGGGCAUCAUGAUAUUUUCAAGUUUAGUUUUCUUCGCCGAGAAAGAUGAAGACGCGACAAAGUUCACCAGUAUCCCUGCGUCGUUUUGGUGGGCUACAAUCACCAUGACGACAGUUGGGUAUGGUGACAUCUACCCGCAGACAUUGCUAGGCAGGAUAGUCGGAGGGUUGUGUUGCAUCGCCGGUGUUUUGGUGAUCGCUUUGCCAAUUCCGAUCAUCGUCAAUAACUUUUCUGAGUUCUACCGUGAGCAGAAACGACAAGAAAAGGCUAUAAAGAGGAGGGAGGCGCUAGAGAGGGCUAAACGUAGCGGUAGCAUCGUCUCCCUCAACGUAAAAGAUGCGUUUGUGCGAAGUAUGGAGCUGACAGAUGUCUUGGUGGAGAAGAAAGACGAAAAUGAGCUCCUAACAGUUGAGAAUCAUCUGUCCCCGAGUCGCUGGAGCUACCACAAGCAUUACUCAAACACAGAAGCCAGUCCCGGUCGCUCCCAGCCUCAGUACCAGGAGGUGGCCCAGAAAGGUUCACCGGAGAGGGGAAAGUGGUCUAACAAAGGGACCCCUGAGAAGAACCAGGAGCCAGAGUCAAUCCUGGACAAACCACUGGAGAUGAAGCCACUUACGUCUGCGGAUAUGAGCAUCGCAAACAGGAGAGGCUCUAGCUCUGAGAGGAGGGGCUCAGCCAGCAGGUAUCGCAUCCCUCCUCCCCUGGACCUGAGCACCAUUAGUACCCUGGAGCAGAGAGGGGGCGCCGAGGGGCUGCAGGCCGGCAUGGACAUCAUCAAAGAGGGUGUGUACGAGAUCGUUAGUACACCGACUGAACAGAGGGGGGCGAAAGAGAGCGCGGGGCCGACGUACGAGAGCGUGUGCAGUGCUCUGAGGGCCAGUCCCGGACGGUCCAGGGGUCUGAGGGUGGAUUACAUCGGAGCCAAAGACGACAUCCUCACUGCCGUCAUGACCCCCAUCUCCUCCGCAGACUCACAUCUCUCCGAGCUAACAGCGCUAUCCGAGCUAGCGGCCACCCGCCUCUCCCCGCUGCCCUCCUCCAAACACGGCUCCUCCUCCCAGAUGUCAGAGGGGGAGGGCGAAGCCGGGUUAAGCCCAGGGAGGAACCACCUAGAGCGGCCCACCACCUCCGGGAGCAGCAGCCCCCUCUCCAAGAGCAACUGUGCCCAGGAGAGGAGAGCCGUGGACGGGGCAGAAGCAGGCAGUGAGGGGAAGGACCGGAGAGGGAACCACGUCCAGGAGGGCUGUCUGUCCCCCCACUGUGAGACGCAGAUGUGAGGGACUCAACAGGGACUAAACAGGGAAUCAAACCCACGACCUGCUGUAUGAUGACAGGCGGUUUUGACCUGACUGAGAUCCAAGCAGGGUCCUGAUCUGGGUCUAGACCUGGUUUUGAGACAGGACUUGGGAGCUCCAGUGUGAGCCAGCCUUUUGUGAAUGUUAUCAUAAAAAAAAUGCACAAAUGAAGAUGAUCUGAUGUUUUGAAUAGGUGGAUUUUCAGAGUUUCAAAUGUUUGGUAUGUGGUGAAAAAGGUACCUUAACCAUAACCUUACCUCAACUUAAGGGGCCUAUAUUACGCUAUGUUCUGAUCUA